UCUUAAAAUAGAAAAUCAUUCACGACACCCAAGAGGAAGAUCAUGGCAGAAUUACUUCAAGAUAAGAGAUGGUCUCUUAAGGGCAUGACUGCUCUUGUCACCGGAGGCACCCGAGGCAUUGGGCAUGCAAUUGUAGAAGAAUUUGCAGGGUUUGGGGUGACAGUCCACACGUGCUCACGAAACCAGAAGGAGCUUGAUCAGUGUUUACAAGAAUGGAAAAACAAGGGUCUCAAAGUAACUGGGUCUAUGUGCGAUUUGUCUCAACGAGACCAAAGGGAUAAACUCAUGGAGACAGUCUCCUCCAUCUUUCAUGGAAAGCUUAAUAUUCUCGUGAAUAAUGCUGCAGUUGGUCUGUUAAAAGGUGCUGUAGACUUUACUGCUGAAGAUAUCUCGAUUCUAAUGAGCACCAACUUUGAAUCUGUUUUUCAUUUGUGUCAACUUUCGUAUCCAAUGUUUAAGGCUUCUGGUUAUGGAAGUGUCGUAAAUAUUUCCUCCAAUUCCAGCUUUGUUGCUAUCCCUUCUCUUUCUGUCUAUGAAGCCUCUAAAGGUGCAGUGAAUCAAAUCACAAAGAAUUUGGCUUGCGAGUGGGCUAAGGACAAUAUUCGCGUUAAUGCAAUUGCGCCAGGGCUAAUCAGAACUUCUCUUUAUGAAUUUGGAAAGCAGGCAUAUCCUGAGACAGCAAAAUUUUUAAAUAGAUAUAUAACUCAAACUCCUAUUUGUCGGCCUGGAGAGCCUUAUGAGAUUUCAUCAAUGGUGGCAUUCCUUUGCUUCCCCACUGCUUCAUUUAUCACUGGCCAGGUUAUUGUUGUUGAUGGAGGAUUCACCAUCAAUGGUUUCUGCGAAUCUAACAAUAGCUAAACGCUGUAUUUUUCAGUCGACAGACUCCAAAUUUUCAUACAUAAAUAAGGCUUUCAUCUGGUUCAUCAGAACCAAAUCCAAGAUUAAUAUCGAUUUUGCUGUUUCUGUUGUUAAUUUCCGUUGUUGUAAUAACCAAAAUCCAUGUUGGAUGUCAACAAAGAAAAUAUUCUAUACCAAUGAAUUAUAUAUAUUGUAUACAAAGUUCAAUCUACUCAUAGUUGUAGUUUUUCAA
Molecule: messenger RNA, 1090 nt
Organism: Manihot esculenta (cassava)
Lineage: Eukaryota; Viridiplantae; Streptophyta; Magnoliopsida; Malpighiales; Euphorbiaceae
Product: noroxomaritidine/norcraugsodine reductase-like
Exons: 5
Coding region: 43-858 (271 amino acids)
Molecular function (GO): oxidoreductase activity
Source: RefSeq, a predicted model, not a curated record